Molecule: messenger RNA, 1596 nt
Organism: Knipowitschia caucasica
Lineage: Eukaryota; Metazoa; Chordata; Actinopteri; Gobiiformes; Gobiidae
Source: the annotation of a GenBank genome assembly
AUGAGCGUGGAUGCACUGGGAAGCCCCGUGAUGGACCCUACGUUUUCCAAACGGAACACGGCGCUGAGAUUAGUUGACUUGGCAGGGGCUCACCACCAUCACCAUCAUCACCACCAUACCCCUCAGAGCGUGACAGGCUUCCCGGGGUUCAGCAGCCAUCCACACUCAAUGGCUCACGCGCACCCUGGGGAGAUUACUGCGGAACCCCGCCUGGGGCCGAGUCCAUUCGGGCCAGAACACAUGGGGCACUCCGCGGCCCUCAAAAUCAGCCCAGCCCAUCAUUAUCCCCACCACCAUCACCACCACCACAACCAUCAUAUGGCAGGCCACAGCGACGUGGUCUCCAGUCAAACGGGAGCAGCUUUUGGCCCGGUUCAAGCGACGUCGGUGCCUUAUAUGUCCCAUCCAGCUGCAGGUAGGGAUUUCCUCAUCCGGAGAGAUCUGACAGCUCAAGCCAUGCCAGUGCUCACUGAACAGACUGCUGGUUCCGCCUCUCACCACGGAAUGUUUGUUUCAACAACAGGUAGCUACCCCGGACACUACGGCCAUCAUCCUGACGCGGGAAACCAUGCUCUCUUCUCUGGACUGCACCACGACCAAGCAGCAAGCGGAUCCCCGGGGGGGCAGGCGUUGAACGGACAAAUCAGACUUGGACUUCCCGGAGAAAUGUAUGUCAGGUCUGAGCACUUAAGUCAAGUGGCGAGCUCCAGGGCUGAUCCGUUCUCCGCGUCGCCGCUGCAUGGAUACGGUGGACUGAACCUGAACAUGAAUCUGAGCGCUCACCACCACCACCACCAUCACAGCGCGGGGGCCUUCUUCAGGUACAUGCGGCAGCCCAUCAAGCAGGAGCUCAUCUGUAAGUGGCAAGAGCCUGAACUGUCACCCAAGAAGCGCUGCUCCAAAACCUACAGCACCAUGCAUGAGCUGGUGACGCAUGUGACCGUGGAGCACGUCGGAGGAGCCGAGCAGGCGAACCAUAUCUGCUUUUGGGAAGAAUGUCCGCGGGAAGGGAAACCUUUUAAAGCCAAGUACAAACUUGUAAAUCACAUCCGAGUGCACACCGGAGAGAAACCGUUCCCCUGUCCUUUCCCUGGGUGUGGGAAGGUCUUUGCCAGAUCUGAGAAUCUUAAAAUCCACAAGAGGACGCACACAGGGGAGAAACCCUUCAAAUGUGAGUUUGACGGCUGUGACCGGCGCUUCGCCAACAGCAGUGACCGGAAGAAGCACUCGCACGUGCACACCAGCGACAAGCCCUACAACUGCAAAGUGCGCGGCUGUGACAAGUCUUACACGCACCCCAGCUCCCUGCGCAAACACAUGAAGGUGCACUGCAAGUCCCCUCCGCCCAGCUCCGGCUAUGAAUCCUCCACCCCGUCCCUAGUGUCCCCCUCCUCAGACGUGGGCCGCGACACUGGGGCUGGCUCCACCGGCCUGUCCGAGCCCAUGGGCCACAACCAGAGCGCCAACCUCAGCGAGUGGUACGUGUGCCACAGCUCAGGUGCCAGUGGCGCACACACUCCCCCCAGUGAGCAAUCCACACCGGAGCGCUUGGAGGAGCCCGCGUACAGGCACGUGGAGAGCAGGGACCACUACUGA